GAAGCUGGACCAGCAAUGGCUCUGCUGAAGGUUCUGCUGCUGCUGGGGUUGGGUGUUUCAGUGAACUCAGCUGUUUCUUUGCAGAAGAGAAUCAUUGGAGGUCAUGACUGUGCUGACACGGAGCGUCAAUAUCAUGUUCGGCUGGAGGGAUCCAAUGGUACUCAUAUGAGCCUGUGUGGAGGAUCUCUGAUCCACCCUAACUGGAUCCUGACUACAGAUACCUGCUGGAAGUCGGAGACAGGGUGGAUUAAUGUAGCAAAGAUAGAUGUUCAUCAAGGACCUGGUAGAUGGAGGGCUUUCAGACUCCGUAACAAUCCUGUGGUUUAUAAUCCUGAAGGCUGGCGGCAUGACAUCAUGUUGCUGAAAAUUAAGAAAGUAGCAAAUGCCCCACUUGGUCAGCUACCAGACUGCAGUUAUCGUCUUAAAAUUGGUGACACUGUUCAGCUGGCAGGAGAGGGAGCAACGACAACCGGCCCCAAUAAUGAGCAAAUAUCCAAUUUUGCUCCUGCAACACAUCUUCAGUGUGUCGACAUGCCUGUUGUUGAGGCUUCCCAUUUCCUGCCAACAUAUGGGCGUGUAUUCUCUGCUAAAGCACGGAACAAGGAUGUGUGUUAUGGUGACGCUGGUUCAGCAGCGGUGUUCAACGGCAAGAUUUAUGGUGUGAUUUCUCCAGGUGUACCACGCUAUGCAUGUGAGAGCGCAGCUUCAAUCGUAGAUGUGUGUGAAUACAUGGAGUGGAUAAGAGCAAGAACUGGCCUUAAAUAAAACAUAAACUGUCAUGAAA
This is a messenger RNA of Xiphophorus couchianus (Monterrey platyfish), 784 nucleotides long. Its product is annotated as trypsin I-P38-like. The transcript is spliced from 6 exons. The record is from RefSeq and is a predicted model, not a curated record. Gene Ontology annotation, biological process: proteolysis. The coding region runs from base 16 to 765 and encodes 249 amino acids. NCBI's taxonomy places the organism in Eukaryota, Metazoa, Chordata, Actinopteri, Cyprinodontiformes, Poeciliidae. Gene Ontology annotation, molecular function: serine-type endopeptidase activity. Gene Ontology annotation, cellular component: secretory granule.